AUGGUCACGAGGGGGAAAGGAGAAUGGGUGGGGCUACGACGAGGCAACGAUGUGUGUGAUCUUGAACCCACCUCUCCUUUCUUCUCCGUUAGUGGGAAUCUCAUUCGAGACAUUGGUGAUGGCCGUAGUGAAGGGAGGGGGAAGCAAGGUGAAGACACUCGCACCAACUUCACCGAUCAUCUUUAUUCUGCUCUUCAAUUGAAAAGCAUUCACACUUAUAAGGACGAUGAGAGAAUUAAGAAAGGGAAAAGGAUCAAUGAUGAGCUCAUCAGAUCCAUUGAAGACUCAAGAUUCUACAUUAUUGUUUUCUUAAAGAACUAUGCAUCUUCGUCUUGGUGUUUGGAUGAGCUUGUGAAGAUAAUAGAGUGUCACAAGCAGAGCGGACAUAUUUCUUACCCUGUCUUCUAUAAUGUGGUACCCUCUGAAGUCCGCAAUCGAAGUGGGGCAAUUGGAGAAGCGUUUUCCAAACAUGAAAAGGAAGAGGCUGCUGGAAAAUGGAGAGAAGCUAUGAAAGAAGCAGCCGAUCUAGCCGGGUGGGAACUGAAGAAAACUGAUGAUGGGUAA
Messenger RNA from Lactuca virosa, 564 nucleotides. NCBI's taxonomy places the organism in Eukaryota, Viridiplantae, Streptophyta, Magnoliopsida, Asterales, Asteraceae. The record is from the annotation of a GenBank genome assembly.